AGUCCAGUCCCGAACAUGUCGUCAUAUCAAUCAGAAUACAACGCCGACGAGCAGGCGGCCAUCGACAAAGAAUUUACUAGACUUGCCAACAACAAGAGCAUUUAUCUGGAUCAUGCGGGCACCACCUUGUACGCGGAGAGUCAAGUGACGGCCGCCGCAGAGCAGCUGCAACGCGAUGUGAUCUGCAAUCCGCACACGUGCCGCGUCACCGGCGACUAUGUGGAUCAGGUGCGCUUCAAACUGCUGGAGUUCUUCAACACGAAAGAGGAUGAGUAUCAUGUGAUAUUCACGGCCAAUGCAACGGCCGCGUUGUCUCUGGUGGCGGAGAAUUUCGACUUUGGCCGGCAGGGGAACUUCCACUAUUGCCAGGAGAACCACACCUCAGUGCUGGGCAUGCGCGAGAGGGUGCAGGCCAGAGCCAUGUACAUGCUCAAGGAGGAGGAGAUCACUGGCAUGGCCUCGGUGCCAUCAGCAGCUAAUGGAGUUAGUGGCUCUUCUCCUGGUGACAACUCCCUGGUGACCUUCUCGGCCCAGUGCAAUUUCAGUGGCUACAAGAUCCCCCUCGCGGCCAUCGCUGGCAUACAGAAACAGGGUUUGCCCCACGGUCUGGGCAAAAAGAUUUCGGGAGAGGCACCACAGACAACAGACAACAACAACUACUAUGUGUGCCUGGAUGCCGCCUCCUUUGUGGCCACCAAUCCCUUGGAUCUGCAGCGCUAUCGUCCCGACUAUGUGUGCAUUAGCUUCUACAAGAUCUUUGGGUAUCCCACGGGAGUGGGUGCCCUGCUGGUGAGCCGUCGCGGUGCCGAGGCCUUCCGCAAGAAGCGUAACUUCUUUGGCGGCGGCACCAUCAACUACGCCUAUCCCCAUGCCAUGGACCAUCAGCUGCGUGAGGUCUUCCACCAGCGGUACGAGGACGGUACACUGCCCUUCCUCUCGAUUGUGGGACUCCUCGAGGGCUUUCGCACACUGGAACGCCUGGUGCCGAGAAGGAGCGUGAACGGCGGUGACGUGGCCACUAUGGAGCGUAUAUCGCGCCAUGUCCAUGGCCUGGCCCAGCACCUAGAAAAGCAGCUUCGCCAGCUGAAGUAUCCCAAUGGCCAGCCUCUGAUCGAGCUGUAUAACAGGGUGGGGUAUGAGGAGCGCCACCGCCAGGGCGGCAUUGUGGCCUUCAAUGUACGCACGGACGCUGGUCCCUUUGUGGGCUUCGGUGAGAUCGCCUGCGUCGCGGCCCUGCAGGGUAUCCUCCUGCGCACCGGCUGCUUCUGCAACAUCGGUGCCUGCCAGCGUUACCUCGGGCUGGAUGAGACCAUGAUGGAUGCCAUUUACAAGCGAGCCGGCCGCAUUUGUGGUGACUACUAUGAUUUGAUCGAUGGCCAACCCACGGGCGCCGUACGCGUCUCCUUUGGCUACAUGACCCGGCGCCAGGAUGUGGACGAGCUGCUCAAAAUGCUGCACCUCAGCUACCUGGCCACCAAACCACAGCAGCGGCUGCAGCUCAUCGAGGAGCAGGCGGGCGAGCUACCCAAGGCCCUAAAGGAGCGGGCCCAGCGCCUGCGGCCGCAGCUCCUACAGCUGGCCAUUUAUCCGGUCAAGUCGUGUGCAGCGUUCAAGAUCGAGGAGGGUGGCGGUAGCGGCGGCGGUGGCUCUGGCGGCACCUGGCCACUGACGGCACAGGGCCUGCAGUAUGACAGGGAGUGGAUGAUUGUGGACAUGAAUGGCAUGGCCGUCACCCAGAAGCGCUGCUCCGAACUCUGCCUGAUCAGACCCCUCAUACGCGAUGACCAAUUGGUGCUGCACUUUGGCGACUCGCCCGACGGUGUCUCGCUGCCGCUCUCUCUGGCGGACCAAGCUGAGAAUUCUUCGCGAUGUCGCAGCAAAGUGUGCCGCCAGCCGGUCGAAGGUCUGGACUGCGGCGAUGAGGUGGCCCUGUGGCUGAGCCAGCAUCUCGGACUGGAGGGGCUCCGUUUGCUGCGUCAAUCCUCGCAGAGGAGCACCACCAACGGUGUGCGGCAGCAGCAGAAGCUCAGUCUUGUCAACCAAGCGCAGUUCCUGCUGGUCAAUCGCUCCUCUGUUCGUUCCCUGCAGUUCGAAGAGUCUCUGGACGAGACCGUGGAUCGUUUUCGGGCCAACAUCAUCAUCGACACGGGCUCGGCCUUCGAGGAGCUGUCUUACAAACAGCUGACCAUCGGCCAGGUGCAGUUCCAGGUAGAGGGGCCCUGCCAGCGUUGCGACAUGAUCUGCAUUAACCAGCGCACGGGCGAACGCUCGCCGGAGACACUCACCACCAUCUCCCGCCUGCAGAGCGGCAAGAUGCGUUUCGGUAUCUACAUCUCAAGGAUCUCCACAGAGAACAACAAGGAGUCACAGCAUCUCACCUGCGGCGAUGUCGUUGUGGUCACCUAAACACAGCCAGACACAGCCCUGCAUUCCGUGAGUUCCAUGUGGAGGGAGGGAGAUCCAGUGCGCUUCAUGGGGCUACCCUUAUAAUAGGUGUACCGUCCUUAUGCGAUUAAGUUCUUAUUAUCUUUAAGUAUUCGAUGGAAUAUUCAUACCAAGACACUCCAGAUCUGGCUUUCUGAUCAUUUUCAUUAUUACGUACAAUCAUACGUAUUUAUUUAUGAGCUAUAUAUGGCCAUUAACAUGGAAAUGAAAACACAUUUCCAUCAAAUUCUAUACCAAUAUAUUCAGAAUUGAUCAUUAGCUUCGAUCUUUCAAAAGAGCCAUAGUUCAUAUUUUUCUUUGUCGUUAUUAUUAUUUGUU
This is a messenger RNA of Drosophila persimilis, 2763 nucleotides long. RefSeq names its product molybdenum cofactor sulfurase (gene mal). The coding region runs from base 16 to 2406 and encodes 796 amino acids. NCBI's taxonomy places the organism in Eukaryota, Metazoa, Arthropoda, Insecta, Diptera, Drosophilidae. The record is from RefSeq and is a predicted model, not a curated record. Gene Ontology annotation, molecular function: molybdenum cofactor sulfurtransferase activity; molybdenum ion binding; pyridoxal phosphate binding. The transcript has 3 exons. Gene Ontology annotation, biological process: Mo-molybdopterin cofactor biosynthetic process.